Molecule: messenger RNA, 525 nt
Organism: Auanema sp. JU1783
Lineage: Eukaryota; Metazoa; Nematoda; Chromadorea; Rhabditida; Rhabditidae
Source: the annotation of a GenBank genome assembly
AUGCUUUUCGCCGUUACUAUCCUCUUGUCUUUGCUCGAAACUGUUUCUGCCUGUGUUCCCACCAACCCCGGCUUACACGAUAGCGUCGUUUCGUCUUCUCUGGCAGCACCAGCAGUACGUAAUGCCAACAGACUCAGAGCUACAACUGUUGAACCCUCAAGGUGUAGACGAUGCAAAAGUGAAGACAUCACGAUUGACACGGGCUCGCUUUCUGUUUCAACGGUUGCCUCAAAGAGUCCUAUUCGACUUGACGCUAACAAUUGUAGCGUUAUGACGCUAAUCUGCAAUCCUGCUCGAAGUACCGAUGUUGGAUUUAUGGUUAUUGAGAUUAAUCAACUGUAUUUGCACGAGCCUUCACCGACACCCAUGGACACUACUGAUGUUUUCUGUGAUACUGAUGGAACCUGGAGUCAACCUUUCAGAUUUACAUUGUACACUGCAACAAUCCAAGUUUCAAGUUUUCGCUGUAAUCUUCAGUCAUUCGGAACAGUUGUGACAGUGUUUGAACCUGUUCUAAUUGGAUAG